AAAUCACAGCCAUGUGUUUCUGAACGAGAGCAUUUCGUGGCUGGUAAAUUUCAAGACUAGCUGGUAUGUUAGCAUAGCCUUAGCUAACCUGUCUGUCUUACGAUUUUACUGUCGUAUUCAACCUUGUUUCUACUUCAACAUUUAGUGUUAGAGAUGGACAACAGUCAACAGUCCAAAGAAAGCACGGACCGGUCCGACCUGGUUUCUGAGGACGGUAAAAACAGCAAGUCUGUCUUGUGUCAACGCUGCGGAUCCAAGGUGCUAUGCCCGGGGAUGGCUGUCUUUGCAAAGAAAGAGCUGUUCCUACCAUCCAUGCGAAAAAAGGGUGGCCUCAGCACCACAGAGGGCUCGGUGGACGGGGACACUCUGACCGCCCACUGGUUUGUGGACGACAUGUACACAUUUGAGAAUGUGGGCUUCACUAACGACGUGGGGAGAAUCAAGUAUCUCAUCUGUGCAGAUUGUGAGAUUGGACCAAUCGGCUGGCACUGUUUGGAUGACAAGAAAAGUUUCUACGUCGCUGUGGAAAGAGUGAAUCAUGCAUAGUCUAAAUGCUUAUGUGAGCCUGAAAGAACUUUUAAAAACAUGUUGGCACGCUAUGCAUCUUUUCAUGGAUUUACUCCCAGAGUUGACCCCAACCUAAUCUAUCUCACACGCACACACACACACACACACACACACACACACACACACACACUUGUCAUAUGCUGUUAUGUGUACAUUGUUUAUAAUAACAGGACAGCGCCAGUUUCAUUCUCCUCCAUCACACUGACAGUAUGACUAUCCUGUUCUAAUAAAGAUGUUUUUGGGAAGCUGA
Messenger RNA from Siniperca chuatsi (mandarin fish), 817 nucleotides. It is a transcript of the gene rabif, whose product is annotated as RAB interacting factor. The transcript has 3 exons. NCBI's taxonomy places the organism in Eukaryota, Metazoa, Chordata, Actinopteri, Centrarchiformes, Sinipercidae. Gene Ontology annotation, biological process: small GTPase-mediated signal transduction; post-Golgi vesicle-mediated transport. The coding region runs from base 154 to 546 and encodes 130 amino acids. Gene Ontology annotation, cellular component: membrane; cytosol. Gene Ontology annotation, molecular function: guanyl-nucleotide exchange factor activity; zinc ion binding. The record is from RefSeq and is a predicted model, not a curated record.